AUAAUAAUCAUGAUGACUGAUGCUGAGGUGCGUAGACUCCGCUUCUAGCCCUCUUCCCCCUUUAGGUAGACACGAAGAGGGGUACAAAUCAAAGGGGCUUUAAAUAGAUCCAUAUUAUCAAUCUGACUGCUGUUAUCUGACUGAAAGAGCAGCGACAGAACUGCUCUCUAUACACUAUUAUUCUUUAAUUUUACACAUCACAGUAAACACAGUAAUCAUGCCCAGUAAGAGGAAGAAGAACAAGCGCCGCAUGAGGAGAGUGCAGGCCCAAAGAAGGGCCUUGGAGGAGCAGUAUGCCUCCUCUGGAAAGGGAACAACAGGAGUGCGAGGAGUCUCUGCUCUGGUUCCCACACGGGUUCCAGUUCCUAAAACCUCAGAGUGCCCAAUCUUGGUUCAAAUUAAAACUCCACUGGCAAUGGUUGCUCCAGUUGACGUUCCAGCUGAAAUUCCCUCUGCAGAGCAAAUUGUGUUAGAGGUUCCAGUCACAGAUGCCGUCAAAGACAAGGGAAUGAUGGCAGCAGAAGACCUAACAGAAGUUCUAGUGGAACCCCCCAUAGAAGAGCCAGCUGUGCUUGAGGAACCAAAAAGUGUCAUCAUUCCAUUAGCAGAGGUCACAGCAACUAUAGAUGAGCCAGUGUCCAUCCCUGCAGAAUCCGAGGUCACAGCAACUAUAGAUGAGCCAGUGUCCAUCCCUGCAGAAUCCGAGGUCACAGCAACUAUAGAUGAGCCAGUGUCCAUCCCUGCAGAAUCUGAGAUCCAGGUUGAGGACAGGUCACCUGUUGUCACAGAGACAGUUGACAUUGUACGUGGAGAUGAAGCUGCUGCUGGGCUUCAUGCAGAAGAUUCGGUGGUGAAGGUACCAGUGCAAGAGGAGACAGUGGUUACAGCUGAAACUCUAGCUGCAAUUGAAACUGUGACAGAAACAUUGACAACUGAAGUUGAGCAUGUUGCUGAAGCCGCAGUAGAAGUCUCCGAGCCUGCCGUCGAGGUAGUUGGAGAGCCUGUCGUUGAAGUCCACACGGAAGUCACAGAAAUUAUGGAGAGUGUUCAUAGAGCACCUGAACCAGAAGAAGUUCCAGCGGAUGUACAUGCAGAGCCUGAGCCAGUAAAGGUUUCAGUGGAAGCUGUAGUACUUACUGAAGCUUUAGUGAAACCAGAGCCUGAACAGCAGUCAGUCCCAUUGGAGGAACCUACGCCUUUGGUCGAGUCCACUAGUGAUCCUGUUGCUGAAGAUUAUGUUGGUACUGAGUCAGCUAUACCUGUAGGUGUUGAAACAGCCAUCACAGAGGAGCAGAUUCCUGAAAUACCAACAGAUGCCCCUGAGCUUCUUUCAGAGACAAUGGCAGAAAAAAUUCCUGCUCCUGAGCCUGUGCCAUUGCCAAAGGAGAUUAUCCAUGCUCAAGAUGAAUUUAUGGCACAAGUAGAAACUGAAAUCAAAAAGGCUCAAAAUGAAUUUAUGGCACAAGUAGAAACUGAAGUCAAAAAGGACUUGGCAGUGGGUGGUGGCCUAACUGUGGAUUCCAUCAAUGGAUGUCUGGCAACUACUGAAGUUGCAAUUGAAGGUUAAAGUGCCUAUGUUUAAUAGGACAUAAAGGGACAGCUGAAACAUCAUGAAACAACAACAUUGCAAAGUGCCUUUCUGUGCUGGUUCUUACCUAAAAAUGAAGAGGAUGUGUGGCUGUUUAUUUGAGAGCUUCAAACUAAUUAUCUUCAAUUUCCAUAUGCAUGUACAAUAGAUUUGCAGGUGUUAUAUAUUAUAUACAGUACAUAGUACAGUUAAAUAGAUGAGUGUUGCAAAUUUCUAUGUUUGUACUUGGACCAUUUUUAAUGGGGAAUAAAUACUGUUGUUUUGGUAACACUUUACAAUAAACUGUAUUCGAUAACAUUUGAACUAAUAAUGAAAAGUACUUUUAUACCAUUUGUUAAUCUUGGUUAAUCUUAAUUUCUACCUAUAGUAAUACCUUUUAUUUACAUUAUAAGUAUAUGUUAACAUUGAAGCAUUAUUAACAAACACAAAAAUAAUCAAUAGUAUUUUGAUAAAUGACCAUUAUUCAAGAUUAAUUCAUACUGUAAAAAUUCAUUAGUUCAUGAUAAUAAAUGCCAUAAAUAAUUUUAACAAAUAGAGCCAUAUUGUAAAGUGUUCCUGUUGUAUUUGUUUCAUUUGGCAAAAAGAUUUGGGGUGGAUUGCUUCCUCAAUAGAGCACAAUUUAAUACUGUACCUUUGCCACCUCUUCUCUGUCCCCCUCAAUGGUUCACAUGAUAUGGUGCCUUUUUCCCAUAUUAUAAAUAAAGGGAGUUUGAGAAUAAUAAUCUCAACCCAUUUCAAUGCUUACGCUUGUCUGCAUGCAUUAGAUGUAAAUAGAAAGUUUCUAGUGCAGCUGUAACUGUUGUAUGGCACAUGCUCUAGAAGUGUAAGGAAAGGUUUCAAACAUAUUGAAAGAGAAUACAAUUGCAGUAUUUUGAUAAAGGCUUUGAU
Molecule: messenger RNA, 2476 nt
Organism: Myxocyprinus asiaticus (Chinese sucker)
Lineage: Eukaryota; Metazoa; Chordata; Actinopteri; Cypriniformes; Catostomidae
Product: calphotin-like
Exons: 16
Coding region: 218-1567 (449 amino acids)
Source: RefSeq, a predicted model, not a curated record